Ruditapes philippinarum (Manila clam) is the source of this 5077-nucleotide messenger RNA. Its product is annotated as protein O-mannosyl-transferase 2-like. Gene Ontology annotation, biological process: protein O-linked glycosylation via mannose. Gene Ontology annotation, molecular function: dolichyl-phosphate-mannose-protein mannosyltransferase activity. NCBI's taxonomy places the organism in Eukaryota, Metazoa, Mollusca, Bivalvia, Venerida, Veneridae. The transcript has 20 exons. The coding region runs from base 43 to 2442 and encodes 799 amino acids. Gene Ontology annotation, cellular component: endoplasmic reticulum; membrane. The record is from RefSeq and is a predicted model, not a curated record.
UGACACGUAAUCGUUUAAUUUAAUGAGAGUCACAUACAGAAAAUGUCUGAUAAAGUAACAGGUAUACCUGUAAAAAGAAAGACAAAGUUUGUUGACAAUAGUCAGAACAAAAGUGGAACUAAAACAGAUAGCAACUUUGUUAAUAAAUCUCAAAAAUCCGGACAAUCAUCCCCUGACAAAAGGGGUAACUCAGCUGAAAUGGGAAGAGAAGGGAAUAUGUCAAAGUCAGCGAAUGAAAAACAGAAUAGUGGUGUUGAACAAACUACAGAAAAUGGAGUACAAGAUUCUGCUGGAAACAAAACAGAAAAAAAUAUGUCAUCAUUUGAAUGUUCUAAUGGUGUUGCAUCCCUUACUUACAGCAGUGAUCAAAAUGUUUUAUAUUAUGCUGUAUUAUCAGUAGUUACAGUAUUAGGUUUCGCAACAAGGCUUUAUAAACUCGAUGUUCCAGCAUGGAUUUGUUGGGAUGAGACUCAUUUUGGAAAGAUGGGCAGUUGGUACAUCAAUCAUACUUUUUUCUUUGAUGUGCAUCCUCCACUUGGAAAGAUGCUGAUAGCAUUUGCAGGUCAUUUGUCAGGUUAUAAUGGUACAUUUCCCUUUGACAAACCUGGUGAUCUCUAUGGUGACACACCAUAUAUGGGCAUGAGACUUAUGUGUGCAUGUAUGGGAGCUGCCCUGAUACCUCUAGUAUAUAUGUCAACCUGGUUGUUAUGUCAAUCUAUAACUGCAGCUCUUAUUGCAUCUUCCCUUGUCAUUUUUGACCUGGGUAUUAACACUCUUACACGAUAUAUUUUGUUGGACCCGAUUCUCAUGUUCUUCAUCAUGGUAUCAACUUACACACUACUGAAGUUUCUCUCAUACAGGGACAGUCCAUUUUCUGUUUACUGGUGGUUCUGGUUAAGUGUUACAGGUGUUUUUCUCUCAUGUGCCAUAGCAGUUAAGUUUGUAGGCCUUUUUGUUAUAUUGCUGGCUGGUUACAGUACUAUAGAUGACCUCUGGAGGUUGCUAGGCAACCAGAAAUUACCUUUGACUGAGAUUUUAAAGCAUUUUAUAGCAAGAGCAUUUUGUCUGAUUGUCAUACCAGUCAUCUGUUAUAUGAUCUACUUUGCAAUACAUUUUGCUGUCCUUUAUAAAAGUGGUUCAGGAGAUGGUUUCUACAGCUCACAGUUCCAGUCACAACUUGAAGGGAACCGGCUAUACAACAUCAGUAUGCCCGAUAACGUAGCUUAUGGGAGCAGAGUUUCAUUGAAACAUCAGCGUACAGGUGGGACAUAUCUUCAUUCACAUGCACAUUUAUAUCCUGAAGACCACCCACCUAGACAACAGCAGGUGACUGGCUACAGCCACAAGGAUGAGAACAACAUGUUCCGUAUAAAACCAUCACAUUAUGAAACUGCUCAGGAUAAUUCAUACCCCAUAUUUGUUAAAAAUGGAGAUCUUGUUAGACUUGAACAUGUGCCAACCAGACGUAAUCUACACAGUCAUAGGGAACCAGCACCCCUGACAUCAAGACAUUUCCAGGUGUCUGGUUAUGGACAUGAUGGUAGAGGUGAUGCCAAUGAUAUAUGGCAGAUUGUUGUUCCUGGGGCUGUGGAAGGAGCUCAGAUUAAAGUUGUACAGUCCAAGUUUAAGCUCAUACACUACCAUGUGAAAUGUGCUCUCUAUGCUCAUGACAAAAAGUUACCAAAAUGGGGCUUUGAGCAGCAAGAAGUGACUUGUAACCCUGACACAAAAGACAGUAAAACAUUAUGGAGCGUAGAGGAGAUCAGAGAUCAAAGAUUGCCUAAUGUAAGUUUUGAAGUGUACAAACCAUCGUUCUUGGACAUGUUUAUAGAAAGUCAUGCUGUUAUGACACAGGGAAAUGCUGGACUGAAACCUAAGGAAGGAGAGGUAACAUCAAGACCAUGGCAGUGGCCUAUAAACUGGAAAGGUCAGGUUUUCUCUGGAAACGACCAUAGGGUGUAUCUCCUAGGCAACCCUGUGAUAUUUUUUGGACUGUUGGUGAUAAUGCCCUUAUUUCUGGUCAUUUACCUGGUACAUUCUAUGAAAGUUCAAAGGGGAGUGAAAACAUCAAAAGAAGUUGCAGAAUUUAAGGAGCGUACAUUUAGUGCGUGCUGGUGGGCAAUGAUUGGCUGGGGUUUACAUUACCUUCCAUUCUGGCCUAUGACAAGAGUUCUCUACUUCCAUCACUAUUUCCCAGCACUCUUGUAUAGCUGUAUGCUGGCAGGUAUCAUUUUGGAUUAUAUAAUCAAAAUGCUGUGUCAUAGUCUACCUAGAUCAUUAUCUAUGUUGGUAUUCCAUACAUGUCUAGGUUUAAUCCUCUCUGUCACUGCAUACAGUUUCUAUGUGUUUCAUCCACUGUCUUACGGAAUGAGUGGUCCACAUGCCAACCAUCCAGACAGUGACAUGCAUGGACUUAAAUGGCUGGACACAUGGGAAAUAUAAAAAAAACUUCUAUGUUUGGAUAUUUGGACUCUGAAUAGUGUAAAAAUAAGAGGAUAUUCUAAAUAUUUAUGAACUAUUAUGUAUAAUACACAUAAUUAUAUUCAUGUAAAUAAGUUCUGAUCAAAAUAUUCUGUGUUAAAUAGGUUGCAGGCAAUCUAUUAAUAGUAUCUGUCUUAUGUUGAAUUUUUUUUUUGCCAUUAUUAGCUUGUCUGUUUCUAAGAAAAAGUGAAGGUAUUAUAAUUGCUGGGUUGGUUGUUGUUGUAAUGCAAAAACUGUAAGGUACAUGUAGCCCAUUAAUAGAGCACUUUUUAAAGGUGUCAACAUGAAACUUUGCAUGCUUGCUUAUCAUGGCAAUGUCAAUUUGUAAGACAAAGAGUAAUAUAUUGGUGUUAUGUUCCUUUUUUAACUUGGAAAAUUUGUGAAAUUGUGUAUUAAGUAGACUAACUCUAAAACUCUCAUAAGACAUAGAAUGCUUGCUUAUCAUGACGAGGCAUAAUUAUAAGAUACGGGGAUUUAUGCUGACUGUAAUGACCCUUUUUAACUGUUUUGUGGUUCCUUGAUAAAAAAAUUUAAAAACUUUCAAAGAUACUGCACUCAUCCUUAGCAUAUUUGCUAAGUAGGACAAGGUACAUGUACAUCUGUAGAACAAAAGACAUAAAUAAGUAAUUAGUAUUUCUACAGUUGUUUCCCUUUUUUUCACAUGGAUAGUUAUUGCGAACAUUUACAGUCACAAAGUUAUUUAAUUUAUUGUGAAAUGAAGUGUAUAACAGCCAUAGUACACCUGUAUUCAAUUUUUAAGUUCUUGCCCUUUAUAUACAGCAUUUGUACCACAGGGGUGCUCUCUUCUUUUACUGAAAUACAAGAAAAAUAUCUUAGGCAGUGUACAGUGCCUUCCUAAAUAUUGUUAACAUUAAGUAGAACAUUUAACUCUACUUAAUGUUUAUAUUUAGUUUCUUGUUGGGACACAAGAAGAAUUAAACUUUCUGACAAACAUGUGAAAUUAUUUUUAAAAACAACAAAUAAUGAAACAGUCUGUGUAAGAAAGUGGCAUCACUGUAGAUAUUUAAUACCACACUACCAUUGCCAAAAUACUUUAGACAAGUUGUUGAAUUUUUUUCAUAUUCUUAAACUAAUUAAUAACCAGUGUUUAAAUAUUUCUUUUUUGUUAUGCAAUGAAUAUAUCGACUACAUUUAGGUAUGUUAUUUUGAGAAAAACAAAUUUUUGCAUGAUUUACUAUACUUUGAUAAAUUUUAUUCAUGCUUUUUAUAGACUCUUUGAGAAGGAAUGAUGGAAAUAUUCUAUAAACAUUUUGAUGUUACCUUUCCUGGUAUUUUCAUAUACAUUUUGUAUCUACCAUUUUCAAUAUUUUUGUUUGAAUUGGUAUAUAGUUGUUUUAUAUAUGAAUUUUAUUUUAUCACAUUAGGGACACAAAAUGUCAUGAGAUGUUGUAACCACUUUGGACGCAAAUAUGAGCCGUGUCACGACAAAACCAACAUAAUGGGUUUGCGACCAGCAUGGAUCCAGACCAGCCUGCGCAUCCGCGCAGUCUGAUCAGGAUCCAUGCUGUUCGCUUACCAACCCUUUUACAAGUAGAGAAACUGAUAGCGAACAGCAUGGAUCCUGAUCAGACUGCGCGGAAGCGCAGGCUGGUCUGGAUCCAUGCUGGUCGCAAACGCACUAUGUUGAUUUUGUCGUGAAGCGGCUCAUAUAUUUAUUUGAUAAAAGAGAUGGAGGUUCUCACUAUUACAUAGUUAUAUAUUGUUUAUUUCAUGUAUUUGUCAGUUAAUUUCAUAUGGCCAUUUUACAGUGGUAGAGGAAGUAACAUAUACCAGUUUGCAAGGCAACCAGGAAUAACUGUACUCCAAAAUAAGAUAAUGUGUUUAUUUUUUUACGAGCAAAAUCUUGAUUUAUAUUAAAGCGAUAUUCUGACCAAAACUAAAAGUUUUGAAUAAACUAUUUUGUUUAUCUAGCAAAUCGGUCAAUGUAUGGAGGGGCACCUGCCCUCUACUUCCUGUAGAACAGCUGGAAAAUUGCCAUAUGACUUUAAUUAUGUUUUGUAACUUACACAUCAGCCACAAAAUAGAUCUUGUUGCUCAUAUUUGGUAUCAUUUUAUAUGUGUUAUAUUUUUUCAAAAUAUUUUGACAAUCAUGAGUGUAAAUUGUAUUGAUUUUCAGUGAAAUUAUUGAAAAUUAAUGCAGAAAUAACACUUACUUUCAGGAUUUUAAGAUUUUAUGAUUAAGAAUAUAAAAUGUUUUACUUCAGGAUUUAUUAUUAAGAAUAUAACAUGUUUUACAGUGAAAAUAGAAAAUGGAACAAAUUUUCCAUUAACCUAGGAAUUAAAAAUGAUAUGCUUUGUUGGUGGGUGUAAUGUAAACAGAUAAAAUUGAAAGUUUAGCCAAGAUUUAAGUUUAUGUUUGAAGUUUUCUGCUAAAUUAUAUGUAUGAAUAUUGUUUUCCUUAAGAAUUAAGGUAUAUAAUUUCCUUUCCUGCCUUUGGUUAGGUGAAAGGAACAGUGAGUUAAGCUAUACAGAGAACACAUUUGAUGACAAGCUGGUAAAAUUAUAAUAGUUUAAAACAUAUAACUGGCAAAUUAUAAUGGUUUAAACUAAAAACUGAUAAAAUUAUAAUGAUUUA